Messenger RNA from Trichobilharzia szidati, 357 nucleotides. NCBI's taxonomy places the organism in Eukaryota, Metazoa, Platyhelminthes, Trematoda, Strigeidida, Schistosomatidae. The record is from the annotation of a GenBank genome assembly.
AUGAAACAUAAUAAUCUGCUCGAUGAACUCGAAUCAAUGAAGAAUUCAAUUUCAGAACAACUGUCGUUACGCUUAUCUCGAUUGACAGAAUUUUCAAGAUCCAAUCAAAUCAAAGUUGAAGAAAUGAAAUCUUCUCUAUUCACUACACAACAAAGUAUCUUGGAUGAUGUUUGUAUGGCACAUAACUCAAAUACGUUGUCUGCAAAUCAUUUGAAGGUUAUGAUGCAUACUACUUCACAUAAUCAUGGCGAACUGAAAGAAGACGUAGGAAGUUGUUUGGAAAAUAUUUGCAAAAGCGCGGAACAGUUAACUUGCAGUGGUCUUGGUGGAAAUCUCUUAAAAAGGGCGUCGAUUUGA